CAGCUCCUAUAGACUCAAGGGGAGGUGGAUGGUGAUGGUUGAACAGACUUAGCAUAACAAGCACACGCUUUGUUGAAUAACGGAAUCCUUUGUCGAACCAUUUAAAUGCAAUAGAUUUUUGAAAAUUUAACUGCAAAACGUCCUUUCCGUGACGACAGAAGGUAGAUCCGACUACAGCUUCGUGCAGUUAGAAAUUCUAUAAGUUUCAAGUUUUUUCCACAUACCGUUAGCAUCUAUACAACAAACUGCAAACAUGGUUGCGAUGACAAAGAAAGUGAAGACCUUUGAGAUCAUGUUCAACGAUCCUAGCAAGGUUUACUAUUGCAGCGGAGAUAAAGUAGCCGGGAGGAUCGUAGUGGAAGUGUCCGAGGUCACCAGAGUUUCGGCUGUGAAAGUGAUCGGCAUUGGAAGCGCUAAAGUGGAGUAUAUGAAAGGGAAGCAGCGCUGCCGCGAGGAGAUGGAGUACCUGAAGUACGAAGAGACCCUGCGACUGGAUGAUCAGCCUGCUGAUACUGAUGGAUCCGUCAUCCUCAGACCAGGCAACAAGUACGAGUACUCGUUUGGCUUUGAGCUUCCAGUGCAAGGGCAGCUGGUGUCUUCCUACAAGGGAAAGUUCGGCUAUGUCCAAUACUACGUCAAGGCCUUAAUGGAGAGACCAGCCCAGCCUGCCCUGGAGUACAAGAAGCACUUUGAGGUGGAAGAGCCACUGGAUGUCAAUACUCCUGACCUCAUGUCCCCCACAGGUGGCAUGAAGGAGAAGAAGGUGACCUGCAUGUUCAUCCCCGAUGGCCAGGUGUCCCUGAAUGCCAAGAUCGACCGCAAGGGCUUCUGCGAGGGCGAGGAAAUCUGCAUCGAUGCCAAGUUCGAGAACACCUGCUCCCGCAUCGUGGUGCCCAAGGCAGCCAUCAUCGCCAAGCAGACCUACCAGGCCAAUGGGCGCACCAAGGUCUUCCGCCAGAAGCUCUCCUCCGUGCGUGGCAACCACAUCAUCUCUGGCAUGUGUGACGCCUGGCAGGGCAAGACCAUCCGUGUGCCCAAGAUCAAGCCCUCCAUCCUUGGCUGCAACAUCAUCCGCGUGGAAUACGCCCUUAUGAUCUACAUGCACAUUCCCGGCAGCGACAAGCUGGUGCUGGAGCUGCCCCUGGUCAUAGGGAGCGGGACCUCCAGCGGCAUGAGCAGCCGCACCAACAGCAUGAGCAGCCAGGACGGCAGCCAGGCCUCCAACAGCUGGGUGUCCCUGCGCAUGCCCUCAGCCCCACCCAGCUACUGUGACAUCACCCGUGACUGCAGGCUGGACACGCCUCUCACCCCACUGCUCGAUGACUACGAUGGCGGCGACAGCCCCAUCUUCAUGAACGCCCCCGCAUUCCAAUUCCCGCCCCUGCCUGCAUACAGUGAGGUUGAUGAGGAGUACAACGGCAAUGCUCGUAUGCUGCCAGUCUGCUGAAAAGCUGCAGUUUUCCUGGACAUUUGCCCAUUGUAUCUGGGCCUGUUUCUACUUUGGCACUUAAGGGAAGAAAAAGAAUGUGGAACAACGAACCACUGAUGGGUGUAAGAGGAAUGUUGCUGGAAAGACUUUCGUAAGUGUGGGGGCACGCAGUGCAGUGAGCUGCCCCCCAAGAGGAGGCGGUGGAGGUCAAGAGGCGAGAAGUCGGAAGUCCGAGCUUUGGUGCCUACGCUGUUGGCCAUCUUUCUAUCUUGCGACACAAGCUGAACUUUCCAGAACUGGUGCUGUUUCAAGAUUGGGCUCCCACUGAAAUUUCUUGCUAUGGUGGCGUGCCGUUUCUUGUUCCAACUCCAAGCUGCUCCUUCAAGAGUUCUUUUGGAAGUUUUGGACCGAAGGACUUCCAAUAGCCUUGCAGUCCCAGCUGAGAUAUAGCUGUCUUUAAGUACACAGUUGACCACGUAGACACUCCAUGGGAGUCUUUGGGGCCCAGCACUUACCUCUAAGCCCCAGGCUUUUGAUGUUGUUUCCCAACAGCAGGUUGUUUUCUGGGUCUGUCCGUCCAUUCUAGUUUCUAGUCAUUCCAUGCAAAUCCUGUAUUUCAGUGGAAUAGGGGAUUUCAUUUGAGGACACAUUCUUGUCCUUCAUUCUUCCCGUGAAAGCUAGCUCUGUGAUGGGACUUGAUGUAUAUGGACUGAUUUUGGUUGCGCAAGAGAAUUGCUGCAUGCUUUUUUCAGAGUCAAUAAGAUUGAACAUGCAGAAUCAGUAAAAUGUUUGUGUACCAAUGUCUAAAAAUAUAUAUUGCUGUGAUAUUGCACUUUGAAUGGAUGCAAAUUGCUCUAUAACUGCCUACAGGGAAAUCCCUGUUUUUCCAGUCUUCCAGAUUAUCUUGAAUCAUGUAAACUCAGUUUCUGGUAUGUCAGAGCAUGCACGGGACAUCAGCCCAAGGCCACUGUUUUGUUGUAAGUUUAACAAAUUGUGAGAUCUGCAAGGACCUUCCAUUUCUUUCAGUCCAUUGCUUUUUAAAUUGGCUGCCAAAAUUGUGCCAAAUCAGGGAUAAUUUGGGCUCAAUGUUUCCAAUUCAUGCUCUGGGAAACCAAGAACUAACAUUAUUGUUAGUGUUUAUAUUAACUUGGGGCUUUUCCCAAGCUGCAUUUCAUUUUUGAGACACCAUGAUGGGUGUUAAUAUUUUCUUCAAAGCUCAGUGACUAUUGUUGAAUGAAUCUGUGAGAACAGACAAUAUGCAAUGCAUCCUUUAUAUUUUGUAUAUGUGUCAAACUAAAAGUAUUUUUUGUAUGAGACCCUAUGGGUUAGUUUUCUACAAGACAAAUAAAAUGUGAGAAAUUUA
Megalops cyprinoides (Indo-Pacific tarpon) is the source of this 2792-nucleotide messenger RNA. RefSeq names its product thioredoxin-interacting protein-like. The record is from RefSeq and is a predicted model, not a curated record. The transcript is spliced from 6 exons. Gene Ontology annotation, biological process: protein transport. Gene Ontology annotation, molecular function: ubiquitin protein ligase binding. The coding region runs from base 254 to 1447 and encodes 397 amino acids. Gene Ontology annotation, cellular component: cytoplasm. NCBI's taxonomy places the organism in Eukaryota, Metazoa, Chordata, Actinopteri, Elopiformes, Megalopidae.